AUGAUUGAAUAUGGUACUGGACGUUAUACACAGAAAGCUGUAAUAGGCUCUUUCAGAGAAUUCAUAGGCGAUAAAGCCGCGUGGUGUGGUGCGUGGAUAUCAAUGGUUACUUUCUUUAUUUCAUGUUAUUACUCUGUAGUACUAGGCUGGUGUUUUUACUAUGCUGUUUACUGUAUGGGUAAUGAGCUACCAGAAACAGCAGAAGAAAGUAGACAAAUAUUCAGAGACUAUGCUGAGGAGAGUUCGUGGCCUGUAUUGACGCAUGCUGUAGCUGUAAUAGUAGCAGGGUUUUCUGUGAUACAAGGAGUAAAGACGAUAGAGAAAGUUAACAUGGUGUUAGUCCCAUCUCUUCUACUCAUCAUCCUCUUUACCUUUAUAUGGAGUUUGACACGAGAAUACUCCAAUAUAGGUGUCACAUAUCUCUUCUCACCAAACUGGGAUUCGUUGAAAGAGCCACGUCUUUGGGUGGACGCUCUAAGUCAGAAUGCGUAUGAUACUGGAGCAGGCCAGGGCUUAAUGAUUCCCUAUUCUUCCUUCAUGACCAGAGAGAACGCAGUGGUUAAAUACGCCACCUUAAUACCAACCACAAACAACCUGAUCAGCUUGUUGUCGGCUAUCUUGAUAUUUUCUACCGUUUUCUCAACACUGACCCUAACCCGUCCACAGAUAGGAGAAACUCAGAUUGUUGAUAUUGUUAAAGACAGUGGUCCUGGUAGUACGGGACUAACAUUUAUAUGGAUACCUGUGCUAUUUUCAUCUAUCGGAACAUUUGGUAGAGUGUUAUGUGUUUUAUUCUUUAUUUGUCUAUCAUUUGCUGGAGUAACAUCUUUAAUUUCAAAUUUGGAACUCUCCACUCAUACACUGUAUGAUUUUGGAGUGCCUCGAAAGAUUGGCGCUCCAAUGACUGUGGUGGUGACGUUUUUAAUUGGUUUAAUGUCCGCAUUAAAUAUAGAUAUCUUAACCAAUCAGGAUUUUGUAUGGGGAUUUGCUCUGGUUGUAAAUGGUAUAAUGCUACAGAUUAUGGUAAUAUCAUAUGGUGUGAAUCAGUUCAGACAAACUGUUAUGAAUGAAUAUAGCUUAGAUGACUGGAAGUUACCUAGACUAUGGGGUUGGAUAGUCAAGUUUGUAGCACCAUUAGAAGCUAUAGUAUUAAUAGUAUGGUGGGCAAUAGAUCUUAUAUCUAAUGAAACGGCCGAGGGUGAAGAAUGGUAUGAGUUUGGUAGAGAAACAUUUAUAACAACUAUAACCCAGUGGGCUGUUUUGAUGGCGAUAUUAAUAACUGUAAAUCUAGUCGUGGAGCUAGUAUGGCGGAAACAGAGAGUUUUAAGUGACGAAUACGAGAUAAUAUACGAUCAAAAUUCUAUGGACAAUUUAUCCGAUCCGACAGAUCCUCCUUAUCCAAGUUAUGGAGCUAUCAGCGAUGACACAAAGUCACAGAAAUCAUACAAAGACAUAACAUUAUGA
Patella vulgata (common limpet) is the source of this 1464-nucleotide messenger RNA. RefSeq lists its product as uncharacterized. The transcript has 9 exons. The coding region runs from base 1 to 1464 and encodes 487 amino acids. Gene Ontology annotation, cellular component: membrane. Lineage: Eukaryota; Metazoa; Mollusca; Gastropoda; Patellidae. The record is from RefSeq and is a predicted model, not a curated record.